GAUGGUUUGAAAUGGUUUGAAAUAGAUAUCCUAACCUCAUUCUUAGUUGUCACGUGGAAUAACUCUGAGUCCACCCAAAUUAAAAGAAAGAAAUUAACGCCAACAAAGACUUAAAAAAUGUGCUAAAUUGUUUUAAUGCAUAAUUUUACUGAAUUUUGAUAAGAUGAGUAUCUUUGAAACGUUCCUUGAAAAUGCUGCAGACGCAAAAGUAGUAUUUACCGUUACAGCAAUAAUGGGUUAUUGUUUAUACAGAAUAAUGACAAUAUCAAAUAGAAGAAAAUUAGAAGCUUUUGAAGAUUCUAAUGACUCCUCAAACAAUAUAGUAUAUACAGAUGAAUACGAUAAUUACAAGCUUAUUUUAGUAGUUAGAACUGACUUAAAAAUGGGAAAAGGAAAAGUUGCAGCACAAUGUGCUCAUGCUGCUGUUGCAGCAUAUAAAGCAGCUACGAAAAAUUCUAAAAUUUUAAAAGCUUGGGAAGAAUGUGGACAAGCCAAAAUUACUGUUAAAGUGGACAAUGAAGAUGCUUUAAAAGAAGUGGCAAAGCAUGCCAGAGCUAUAGGACUUUUAGCAAAUAUAAUACAAGAUGCUGGACAUACACAGAUAGCACCAGGAAGUAAAACAGUAUGUGCAGUUGGUCCAGGCCCAGCACCACUAAUAGAUCAAGUAACCGGGCAUUUAAAAUUGUUUUAAUUAUUUGUCAAAUAAAGGUACUUAAAUUUC
Hylaeus volcanicus is the source of this 721-nucleotide messenger RNA. Its product is annotated as peptidyl-tRNA hydrolase 2, mitochondrial-like. The record is from RefSeq and is a predicted model, not a curated record. Gene Ontology annotation, molecular function: peptidyl-tRNA hydrolase activity. The transcript is spliced from 4 exons. Bases 164 to 691 code for a protein of 175 amino acids. Gene Ontology annotation, cellular component: cytosol; mitochondrion. Lineage: Eukaryota; Metazoa; Arthropoda; Insecta; Hymenoptera; Colletidae.